CAGUGGCAGAAGCUGAUGGGUGGAACAAACAGGGCAUGAAAAGACUAAUAUGACUAACGGAUCUUAGAAUUGUGGUACCCUUAUUUGGAUCUACAGGAAUGUAGACUUUAGCAGUUCUGCAGCUCUGCCAGCCUUUUUCCUGACACUGGAGUUGUUAUUCACAAAGUAGAAUCCUUCUGCUUUGUGCUAGGAAGGAUAGAAAAAGAACAUGGCCUGCAUUUUGAAGAGAAAAUCCAUUGUUGCAGUUAGUUUCAUAGCAGCAUUCCUCUUCCUGAUCAUCGUUCGUCUCACAAAUGAAGUGAACUUCCCUUUGAUAUUAAACUGCUUUGGACAAGCAAGUGUCAAAUGGAUACCAUUUUCCUACACCCAAAGACGGACUCUCAGAACCCACUAUGGAUAUAUAAAUGUGAAAACUCAAGAGCCUCUACAAUUGGACUGUGGCCUUUGUGCCAUUGUUUCAAACUCGGGUCAGAUGGCUGCCCAGAAAGUGGGAAUUGAGAUUGACCAGUCCUCCUGUAUAUGGAGAAUGAACAAUGCUCCCACCAAGGGCUACGAGGAGGAUGUUGGGAAGAGGACAACAAUAAGAGUGGUCUCUCACACCAGUGUGCCCCUGUUGCUCAAGAAUCCGGACUACUUUUUUAGGGAAGCCAACAGCACAAUCUAUGUCAUCUGGGGGCCUUUUCGGAACAUGAGAAAAGAUGGCAAUGGCAUUGUGUACAACAUGCUGAAGAAAACUGUUGACAGCUACCCCAGUGCCAAAAUCUAUGUGACAACAGAAAAGCGCAUGAGUUACUGUGAUGCUGUAUUUAAGGAGGAGACAGGAAAAGACCGAGUCCAGUCAGGUUCAUAUCUCAGCACUGGUUGGUUUACCUUAAUUCUGGCUAUGGAUGCCUGCUAUGGAAUUCACGUCUAUGGGAUGAUAAAUGACACCUACUGCAAGUCAGAAGGCUUUCGAAAAGUUCCUUACCAUUACUAUGAGCCAGGAAGAGAUGAAUGUGAUGAAUACUUUCUGCAUGAAAAUGCUCCCUAUGGAGGCCAUAGGUUUAUUACUGAAAAGAAAGUAUUUGCUAAGUGGGCCAAGAAGCACACAAUAAUAUUUACGCACCCCAACUGGACAGUGUCUUGAUGCUGGUUCCUUUGGUCCUCCUUUAGUAGCAUAAUAUUACAAAAUUGCCUCAGUUUACACUGAUUUUACUUACAUCUGACUGGACUUUCUCAGACUACCUGCCGAAUAUAAAACUGAAAAAUAAGAUGAUGAUUCAGCUGUUAAGCAAAGUUUACCAGUCUGUGGAAGGCAGAUGAGUUUCUUGCUUUAUCUCUUAGGGCUUCACACCACAUAAUGCACUUUAUACUUUAACUGGAUUUUAAUUCAAGACAAUGGCAGUUUUAAGAUGACAGUGGUUUUGUGUUAUACAUGUUUAUGCACACAGAAUGGUGGCUCUUUAAUCUGGUCAAUUGCCUUAGAUAAUUAAAAUGAAUAUCUGCAGCCAGUGAACCUCAAGGUUUGCAGUACAAACAGCAAUUUUCUAUAAGGAAAUGCAAGGAAAUAUAGGAAAUUCUGAGGUAACUAUGUAUAGUAAUCUUAUAUAUGACUAGAAAAAUUUUAAGGACCACCAAAGUGUGUGUGUGUGUGUGUGUGUGUGUGUGUGUGUGUGUGUGUGUACAUUGACAUGCACCUGAACAACCAAGGGUAUAUUAAAAUAAGAGAUGGGAUAAAUAUGGUUCCUGAUCUGUAGAACAUUCCCAUAUAAAAGGUUAUUCAUAGGGUAGAAGCCCAUGAGUAACUCAGGAGCUCUGAAAACUGACUUACCUCUAUACUAGCUGGCCUGUAACUGUUUUGGAUGAUGUUUCAAACAUUUGCAGGUUUUAAGGGAAACUUCUUUGUGUUGGCUAAUAUAAGUUCUCCUUCUGGGAUAUCAACCAUAGUUGUACCAGGGUUGCAAAGCGGUAGCUUUACAAGCAGAAUAAUAACAAAAUCUUGGAGAGUAUUUGAGGUCAAGAGGGCAGAACUUGAAGUUAUAUCUAUUCUGCAAUCAGAAGACAUAAUUGCAGCUUGUGUGGCCAGACCCAAGUUAGUUUUAAACUGGAGCUCAUUGCAGACUUGCUGCCCAAGUAUUUACAUGCAUACCUGGGCAUUUUGUAACACAUUCUGAAUCAUGGGCUGUUGUGGCUGUGCUGCUAGCAGUACUAGAGCAAAGUAUGUUAAAUGCUCACUAACAUAUGUCUAAGUGAGGUGCCGUCAUACCGUGGAACGCAGUCUAGACAUACCCUUAUAGCAUGUUGUUCCUGAGUUCUAACACCAGUUUGGACCGUUAACAGCCGGGCAGUUUGUUUCAUUUUUCUACUUCAGUUUGUCCAUCUUUAAAAAUGGGGAUAGUAUUUAUCUACCACAGAAGGGCAUUGUGAGGUGUAACUAAUAUCCAUGAAAGACUUUGCAGAUAGAAAAAAUGCAAUGUAAGCAUCUAUUCUUACAACAACACUGAUGAUACCCAGCAUAAACUCUUGUAUGUUGGAAAGCUAAGGAGACUGACAGCCAUGUUAGGAUUCGAUCCUGCUGGGUGCAGGGCACUUCCUUUAAUUGGGUGUCAUUUUCAAUAAUGAGGUCCUCAAUGUGUGGUGACUUCAGCUGAAAUUGAGGAGUCAGCACCACCCAGGGUUAUCCCAUCAAUCAAGCUACUCAAGAAUUAUCAUAUUUGUCUGCCUCUACUUGAAACACAUUGCUCUGAGUUUAUCAUCACUAAAAGAUUUCAGUUGCAGCAGAACUAUUUUUAAUGUGACGUAAAUCAACAAAAUAUGAGAGCUUUCUUAACUGUAUUUAAAUUAACGUGCAAGUCUCUUUACGUUUGGAAGAUUUCCUGGGAAUAUUUUAACUCCUGGAAUUUCAGCUUCAUCACUGUAAGAACCAAUACUGUGAAAACUUGAAAGACGUAUGUGUGGAACAGGCACACAGGUUUUAUUCACACUGCUCAAACGUUAAAUGACAGGAACUUUGUAUGCUUUUGUAAAUCGUAAAAAGGGGAAAGUAAAAACCUAUUUUUACAUGUAAGUAUUUGUACACUUCCUGUAUUUCCUAUUGUAUAUUUGUAUAUAUAAAUCUAUAUUUUAUAUGUCUACAGCAUACACGGUUUUUCUCAUCAUCAUCAAGUGCUACCCUUCCAAAAUGGAGGAACUGCCCUUCACCAAUGCUCUUGUUUAUUCAUUAAGUUCUUGUUGUUAGUGAUGCCGUAGUUCAUUCUCCUUUUUUUCUCAGGCCAAAUUCAGGCAUUUCUCAUUGUGGCAUCUUUUCCCUUUUGUUUUUUAAGAGACCAGAGUUUUCGCCACAUGUGAUUUAGUGAUUGCUUAGUUGCACACACUGCUUGGUAUGCUGAGGACAAGAUGUAUCUUGGGGCAAGGCACUGGGCUAAGUCUUAGGAGAUUUAGGUUCAAAUCCUUGCUUUGUCACAGUCUUCUUGUGUGGCUUUUGGUAGGUCAUUUGACCUCUCUGUGCUUUAAUUUCUCAUUUGUACAACAAGAACUAUAAUCUUUCUUUACUCCCACUCUUUGUCUGUCUUGUCCAUUUGACUGUAAAUCCUUUGAGGUGGGUACCAUAAUUCACGAAGUGUUUGUACAGUAUUCAUGAGAAUAGGCCAUUUGUGACCUCUAGUCACUACCACAAUAUACAAAUCAUAAUUAUUAAAAUGACUGCUUCCUGUUGUGGGAGUUUAAGAUCUUCUGUAGAUCAAAACAGCAAGGGAUGAAAUCAGGUCAGUAUGGGAAAAGGGUCAUGGAAAGAUGAAGGGUUACAGCAGUGAGCUAGAUUUCCUGUUAAGGGCAAAUGUAUCUUGUCAAUUUUCAGAUGGAUGACUGGAUAGACUGAAGGCUAAUAAUAACAAACACAAUGCAAGAUUUGAAGGAAGAACAUGAGGAUACUGGGGAUAUAACACUGGGAUAUUCUAUGCAUACUGGGAAAAUGGACAGGUCACUUAUGGGAAGAGGAGUCAGUCCUGUCCAAUAAACUACGCUGAUAGAAUUUACAGACUAGUGGGGAGAGCAGGCUACACCUAAGGGUGAAAUAUGGGUAGAAACUGUGCCAACGGGGCAGAAGAGCUUACACGUAGAGGAAGAUCUAGCAUGGUAGAUACUAGAUUCCUCACAGCUAUAGCCUGCAAGUCUCUUACAGUACACCAUCACCCUCUCUGAUGGAUAUAAACAGGACAGCACAUUAAAUAUUCUUUCCACCUCUUAUCAGUCGUGUUGGUCCUUUUUUCUGCAGCCAGAGCCUAAAAGAACACCUCCAAUUGCAUCCGAUUGAGCAUUAUGAUUGUUGAGACCCACUUUUCUCUCCAUGGGUUUGCUUCAUUUAUAUUUUAUUGUGUAUAUAAAAGAUGAAGAAACUGGUUUUGAAAAAAUGUCUCCUUCCUUAUCCAAAAAAUAUGAAUGAAAGCUGUUCCACAGUAAGUACAGAACAAGGACUUCAUGUUUAUAUCUGCAAGCAGAAUGGACAAUAACAUUCAAGCCUGAAGGCAUGAUAUUUAUAUGAUAAUUGGAACUUGCUCAGAUUACCAUAUAUCUGUUGUAAAAUAUAUGAAGCUUUAUUCUGAAAAAUAAACAGGGCAAAUUCAAAUAUUUAAAUGAAUUGUGUCCCAGAAAGAGGAAGCAGGUGGUAUGCCACACUAAAAACCAGAAAUGUCAAAUUCUAUUAAUUUUACAACUUGGAGACUUAACUUGUUUUAAAAUUUGCUAUGAUGUACAUCAGGGGUGGGCAAAAUACAGCCCGCGGGCCAGAUCCAGCCCACGAGAUCAUUCUAUCUGGCCCGCAGGGCCCCUAAAAAAUUUAGAAAAUUAAUAUUUUUCUGCCCUUGACUCCUGUCAAAAAUGACAGGAACCAAGGGCAAUAGGACUCAGGGGAAGCCCUGGCAGGCUCCCACAACAGCAGGGCCUGCCCGGCCCCGCCCCCCCCAGCUGGAAGGGGCUUCUGGCCUGGGACCAUGCGGCUGCCCCACGCCAGAACUGCAGGUAAGGGGAAAGACAGGGGAAGGGCAGGGAAGGAGCCUGGGGAAAAGUGUCUCAGGGAAAAGCUGAGUGGGGGGAAGGAAAAGCAGUCCCUUGCCCGCCCUGUGGCCAGCACCCCGAGCUGCAGCCACUUGAAGCCUGCCUGAGGCUGCGUGUGCCUGCUCCGGACAGCCCCACACAGGCUGCGAGUGGCUGCAGCAGGGAGCACCAGCCACAGGGUGGGGGACGGGCCUCUUUUCCCCUCCCCAUGCUCAGCUUUUCCCCAGGUUCUUUCCCUGCUCCUUCCUAGCAUGGAGGAAAGUGGCCUUUCCCUGACUAGUGGCUAGCACUCCCUGCUGCAGCUGCUCACAGGCCAUGCAGGGCUGUCCGGAGCAGGCACAGGCAGCCCCACAUGAGCUGCGAGCAGCUGCAGCAUGGGGCGCCGGCCACAGGGUGGGCAAAGCGCUGCUUUUCCCCCCUCAUGCUCAGCUCACCUUGUAACCUGGCCCCACUACCAGCCUGGGCCCCAUGCUGGCUCCGGGCUGUCCCAUCGGGGCUGCACAUGGCGACAGCAGCUGUAGCUCCCCUGCUUGCCGCACUGGGCAGUGUUUGCCACCAGUGCUCCGGGCAAGCAGCAGCAGCCAACACUACCUGGCACAGCACAUGGGAGGUCCACAGCUGCUGCCACCAUGCUCAGCCCUGACAGGCGAGCCCGGAACUGGCACAGAGCCCAGGCUGGCAGCAGGGGUGGGUUACAAGCUGGUGCUGAGUGUGGGGAAAAGCGGCCCCUCACUCGGCCCAUGCCCAGUGCCCUGCGCUGUAGCUGCUUGCAGCCCGCGUGGGGCUGCCUGUGCCUGUCCUGUGUGGUCUGUGAGUGACUGCAGCAGAGAGUACCAGCCAUGGGGCAGGUGAGGGGCUGCUUUUCCCCAUGCUCAGCACCAGCUUCUUCCCUGCUGGUGAGCAGUGGGUCGGGGCUGUGCGCUGCCCCCUGCCUGUACUGUGGGGCUAAGGCACACUGGGAGUGGGCAGGGAGCCAGUGGAUACACAGGGCCCACAGCAGUGUCCUGGGGCCAGUGCCGGUGGGGCCCAGAGCAGGGUGGCAGGAGCGCGGGGUCCCAGCUAGCAAGGGCUCUCCCUGCUGGUGCAGCCCAGCCCGGCUCCACAGACCCCUGCCACCCUAUGCCUCAUGUUGUACCCCACCAGUGCUGGCCCUAGGACAUGGGACCAGUGUCCCAAUGUCUUGGGACCAAAGACAUUGGGACAUUGGUCCCAAAAUGGUGACCAGGGGGCAGGGCACCUAUCAAAGGCCAGGGCUACUCAUGCAGUCCUCGACAGCUUGCCAAAACUGGGUAAGCCACCCAAAAUAAUUGCCCACCCCUGAUGUACAUUCACAGAUAAUGGCUGACAAACCUGUUACAAACACCCAUUCGUUUGUAGGUGUUCCAUUCUGACUUUGUAUCUAGGAUUUCCAGCAUAUUAUUUUGAAAAAAGGCAUUUUUUUUACUGGUUUUAGCAUUGCUAUGUAGAUGCUUACUUAAGGUGUAGACAGAUUAAUAAUUCUACUAGGAUUAAUCAGAGGGGUUGCUUAUUAUGGAUCUGCUGAUCCAGAGUAACUCUUUUAUUACCACUCUUUUCCAUGGCAGCUUUUCCCUGAAUAAAACAACUGUUGAAUUCCCAGGGUUGGUAUCUACUUACCACAAGAUAGAGCAGAUGAAUGAAACAGUUCUUACAGAUUGGUUAUUUCUAUAUAAACUUGAUAUAACCUGUUCAGCUCUCCAGACUGUGAGGUUUACAUAUUUUCUUGACCAAGGAUCCCAGUUCAGUGAAGCAUUUGAGUAUGGACCCUAAAAUAUCCCACUUCAGAAAAAGUACCAGCAAGUAUAUUCUUUACCACUGAGUAAAAAAAGCCCACAAAAGCAAGGAAUGAUAUAAAUGGGUGAAUCUGCGGCAUAGAAUCUGCUCUAUGGAAUAUUUUGUCUCUGUCUGGACUAAACUAGAGCAUCCAAUCCCCUUCCCCCUCAUGCAAUAGCUAGUCAGAAAAUGCAUUGUGGGCAUGUCUACAUGUGCAUUUAUGCAGGCUUAAAUUUACUGCACAGUAAGUGGGAAUAGUCCAGCAUCUACAUGUGCAUACAUUAAAGUGCAUUAACUCUGUGUGUGGACUGAUUUGGGACUAAAGUUAGUCCCAAGUCAGUCCACAUACACAGUGUUACUGUGCAGUAAUGCAUCUGUAUGUGCAUUACUGAGCAGUAGCUAUUGAGGUGUAAAUUUGAUACUUGCAUGAUGCAGGUAUCAAAUUUACACUCAAGUCGGUGUAAGUCACCAUAUUUACUGCACAAUAUGGGUGUGCACAUGUAGACACUCACCAGUAAUUUCACUUACUUCACAUUAAGUGUGCAUGUAUAGACAUGCUCCCCACACUAACAGCUAAAUGUACAGCGGAAUUUAGAACAUCAUUAAGACUGCGUUUGUCACAAAGCAAAUUUGUAUUGCUAUCAGCUUGUAGUAGGCUCCUUGGACUUAUAGUUUGAGUGAAAUCGCAUUUUAGAAAACAGCAUUAAGCUUCAGUCACACCAAAGUAAAUGAACAUUGGUUCCCUUAUUUAAAUGAGACUCUCUUUAGUAUAAACUACACAUGAAUUUGCAUGAUUUUUAUUAUAUGAGUAAGGAACUGUGACCACUGUGUUAAAGAUUCUAUAAAGAAAUGGUUUUGUGGGAAUUUGUUAGAAAUCAACAUUGCAAUAUGAAAGAAAGAAUUUUAUCACCGGGCUGUAUUAGAAACCUUGAUCACUUACCUUUUAAGAGCUAUUAAGACAUAAGUUGAGAGUUGUAUUAAUUCUUUAAGAAAAAGACAUUGAAAUUUACCUGACCUUAACCGGAUGAUAAUUGCUUAUUCACUCAAGCAGUCCUGUUUUAAUCUACUGCUUAAAUAAAUAAAACAAGCAGGGAGCUGACCUGAAGACUUCAAGAAUAAUAGUCACAAAUACUUGCACAAUGUUUUACCACCAGAUAUUGGAUAAGUGUACCACAAAUAUUUUUCUUUCAUAAUUCAGUCUACUCUUUCUUAGUUUAGUUAUUUGCCAAAGAGGUUAUAUGCAAAUAUUUUCAUCCACAUCCAAUAAAUUAUUUGCAAAUAUUAGUCUUGAUUUUGCAUAAAGAUAGUUAGCUGUGUUAGUCUGAAGAAAGGUCUGAGAUAGGGUAGGAUGGCACCUUAGAGACUAACUGGUUCAGAGAGACAUAAGCUUUUGUAGGCAACAGCUUACUUCAUCAGAUGGUAACAGGUCUAGCAAACUAGGUUGUUGCCUAUGAAAGCUCAUGCUUCUGUGAACCAGUUAGUCUCUAGUGCCACCCUGUCCUAGCUUCUACCUAUCCUUAAUUUUGAUAAGAAUAGGUACAUAUGUUUAACUAACAUUUAAUUAAUUAAUCUCUGAUAGCAAAUCUAAAAAAAACAUUGAAAACGGAAAAAAAAAUUUGAAGUUGAAAAAAUGUAGGCAAUUUUUUUUCCAGAAAAUGAUUCCCAAUUUUUAAGGAGCUCUAAUUGCAUGCUACAUUGUUACAUGUAUGUAACUUUCAUACAUACAGAUGACUUUGCAAUUAUACGUAAUGUGUUUCAGGUUGUUUCCUGCCAAGUCCUACAUUGUCAUUGAGGGUGCAAUGCAAAGCCAGUAGUGAGUCAGUUGAAUUAGUACCAUGAUCUUCAUUAGGCUUCAUUAGGUGCAAAAUGCUUAUCUCUGUAAUACUUUGAACUAAGGUUAGUUGUGUUUUGCAUGGAAAGAACCAUACAAGCAGAUUGCAUUAUAUCAAUCAUGAUGUCAGGAGAAAACAAAUUGAAUACACUUUGUACUAUUACAGCCAAGGCCCAGUGACCAGGUAACCACACUAUGACAGUGGGACCCUGGAUAGGAUAGCUGGUAUCAGAGCAGAGACAGUUAAACAAGCCAUAUAUCCAUAAAAGAAAAUUCACCUAUGAAUUAUAAAUGUCUGUUGCUUUAAAAACUGACACUUUAGAUAUUGGAGCUUGCAUUGGGUUAAAAAUCUUUUCUGACUAUAUCUCAGAAGUAAUGUAUGCCCCUUGUUAUACUAGAACUUGCCUUUGUCAAAGCAUAGAGUAACCAUUAGAGUAAAAGUCCCUGUCAAUUGCCGAAGGAUUGUGUUAGAUCUCUGCCUGGGCAAUGCUGCAUACCGAGUUCAACAGUCAUUUAUUUAUUUUUAAAAAAGAGCCUGUUUUUCUCCUGACCAGAUAUAACUUGUUAAUUUGUUCUUUUAAGCACAACGUGUUUCAUUUUCAGCAGCUGUGUCCCAUUCUGUUUCUCCUUUUCUUGGAGGAUGCAGAGAAAUGCAGUAUAUACACAUGAAGGUGAAGAAUGCGGUAGUGAAUAAACAGCCAAACUCCAAAUUAAUGUAUUUUUUUAGCACCCGUAUGUUUGCAUGUAAAGAUGAAGAAUAAACUAAUUCUUUGUUUACUCCCUGUAUAAUCCACAGAAUCCUUGUAUCUGUGGACAGAUUUAGUGCCUCUCAACUAAAACUUUCAGGGGCUAAAGGGAAAAGAGAAAGAAAAUCUUUCCAUGAAGAGACAAGGAUCUCUGGGAGCAUAGGGCUGUCUUUAUGGAGUUCUGUGGCUCUAAGCCCCAACCCAAUCCUGCCUCAUAGUCCCAUUAGAUGAUCCUUCCAGCACGGCAGUCUGGCGAUCACCUGCCCAGUGUCUGUCCACUCCAUUCCCCCUAGAACGUGACCCUAGAGGGCAUCUUCCAUGGAGUCCUGAGAAGAGGGAUGGUGCAAUAAUACAGAGAGUCUCAUUCACUGCUGUACAGGAAGAUCUAAGCCUUGAAUCUAAGUAUUGAAUGUGGUUGUGUAAUUGGGAGGGAGGCUGUUAAGAAAAGUGUUAUUCAACUGAAAUAUCAUUGAGGUCUGUCAUUGUCAGUAUGUUUCAGCUUCAGCUUACUUAAAAAGAGCUCUGAGUUUAAGGAUCCAUCAACCUUUGAUUUGAAUGAAUCAUUGGCUGCUAUUUCUGGAAAAAUCCUCUAGAUACACAGGCAUUAAUAUGGUCUAUUGCCAUUCUGAUUUACUGGCCCUGAAGAGAUUGUAAACUUGAACUAAUGCAUGGUCUAACCAUAUGUAAUGCAUGAUAGCAUGUUAUAUAUUAUUUUAUUCUUUUUUAUACUGUAAGAAUAAUGGAAAUUGUGUGCAGACUUGUUUUCAGUAAUGGUAGCUUUCUCUCUCUCUCAUAUUAUAUGGUGUUGAAAUGUAAUGUUUUGCUUCAAGUAUGUACCAGUGCCAUUAGCAGACUGCGGCAUAUGAACUAUUGAAACCAGUCAGGAAACAUUUACUAAACUUGACAUUUUUCACUUGAAUAUCAGAAAUAGUUAGUCAUUUUUUUUUGUGAACUUACCCUAGGGCUCAGCUAUCAUUUCUGUGCCCUGCUAUAAGGAAAACCCACAUUUGGGUAAAACCUCAGGACUGACUCUCUUGCCAGUGUCAAAUAAAUUAUGUUGUUGGGGCAGCAUUCUCAAAUGUUUGACAUCUGUGGGAGUACCUUCUUUUUUGCAUGAUUUCCACAUGUGACAGGAUAGAUGUGGUAGCUGCACAGUUUGUUCAUGUUGAUGCUCCUGAUAAUAGCAUUUCUGAGGCUGGAGAAAACUUUUCAUAUGCUCCCAAUUAUAAUGGCUACUCAUGUGUCCUUUCCUUAGCAUGUGAACACACACACACACACACACACACACACACGGAGUUGACAGAUCAAGAAGCCUUUUUUCCAUAAAGAAACAAUUCGGACUGAGGAAAAUGAGUACUCCCUACAGCAGCGAUUCUCAACCCUUUUAGAAAUGAGGCACUCCUCAUUUGGCUCAAGGCACCCCUCCAGGACUUAUACGCAUUGGGCAGCACCCAAUUUCAAAUGCUUUUUAUUACAGUGCCCCUUCCUGGAGAGGGGCUGGGCAGUGGGAGCAGGACAGCUGCUGGCCAGGAACAAGCCUAAGCCUGUAUUUAUCUCCUCCCAACUGCUUCUCUCCUCACACCUCACAGCACCCUUCAAAAGACCUCUCUGCUCCCCAGGGUGCCUCAGCACCCUGGUUGAGAAUCAGUGCCCUAUAAAGAGAACUAGUAAAUACAAAACUCUUUAUUGCUUUCAUCAAUGACCUGGCAUGUUCUCGAAGUGACUGACUUAAACAUACUACAGCAGUGAAGCUCAAGCUUUUAGAGUGGGAGACCAGGCCCCCCCGGGAGCAGAAGGGGUGAGAGAGAGAAGGGGAAAGGAAGUGGCUGGCAAUGCCAGAGGAAGGGUGGUGGGAAGGAGAAAGGCAAAGAGCCUACCUUUAGGCUGCAAAGGAGAUUAGAGCCAAGUUGUAGGGCAAGGAUGGGGAUGCCCCGGGCUGAGCGCUCCUUGGUACUGAUCGAUCCCCUGUGCCGCAGGCCAGAUCCAGUCACUCUGGAGGUCAAAUCCAGGCCAUAGGUUGGGCACUGCUAUACAACCCUGGGAUAAGUAACGUCCACUCAGCCUGUCUCUCAACACUUAUCUGCUGGCUAAACAAAAGCUCCAGGGUUGUGUCUUUCCUCUGUUUGUUCUGGUCUGGGAUCAUUCCCUUCAGAGCCUCAUUUCUUUCAGCUAUGAACCUCCUUCUCAGGCAGUGUGAGCAAAGGGUUCUCACUGCCUCAGAAAAUCAGCUCCUAAACUUGCUCCACAAAUCAGAAAUGUGAUACAGCAUGGUACAAUCCAACGUGCACACAAUCUGGAAAGUGCUCCUUUUGAUACUGAUAUAAUUUUCAUUCUACUUACUCUAAACAGGCAUUUUAUCAAGUUUACACUUGGUAUUUAUAUUGCUUUGCUGUACACAUUGUUUUUAUAUACUGCAUAACACAUAUCUUUCUGCUCAUCGUUUCCAGAGACGGGAGCAGACUUAGGGCAGGACAUACUGUAAUUGCCUGGGAACCUGAGCUGGUCAGGACCCCCAUUGCACUACAGGGCUCUUUUAGCGUGGUUGUCUGAUACAGAGUAGGGGCCCAGAACUGAACCUUUGCAGGGAGCCUCCGAAAGAUAAACCUCACCGCUGCUUUCUCUUGUUGCCUGCCAGUACCUAUCUGUGCAUGUGUGUUUGUACAUAGUAUUUGCCCGUUUUUAAUAAACUUGCUAUUAUGUAUUAUGUAAACAUUAUGUAAACAUUGAAUUGAUUUAAAAGGUUUGCAUUUUGUAUUAUUAUUGUUUCUCCUUCAUUUUGCUUUUGUUAGUGCUGACAAGUAUAUGCACUCUAGAUUUAGGAGUCUUUCAUACAGUUAACAUUUAUUUUGGGUGUUUUGUCAUUUAUUUUUCUUACUUUUCACUCCCAUUGGGAGUAUGUGCUUCUCUGUAUUUGCAAAGUUGUGCCUGGGAUAUCUUAACAUUUGAACAAUAAAUAUGUACAAUUUUCCAA
This is a messenger RNA of Alligator mississippiensis (American alligator), 12370 nucleotides long. It is a transcript of the gene ST6GALNAC3, whose product is annotated as ST6 N-acetylgalactosaminide alpha-2,6-sialyltransferase 3. Lineage: Eukaryota; Metazoa; Chordata; Crocodylia; Alligatoridae. The transcript is spliced from 5 exons. The record is from RefSeq and is a predicted model, not a curated record. Gene Ontology annotation, molecular function: alpha-N-acetylgalactosaminide alpha-2,6-sialyltransferase activity. Gene Ontology annotation, biological process: oligosaccharide metabolic process; ganglioside biosynthetic process. The coding region runs from base 209 to 1126 and encodes 305 amino acids.